AUGUUGGAGGCUAUACAAGAAACUGUUAAUGACCAAAAAGAAAAAAAUCAAGUUAAUGAUAAUAUAGAGGGUAACAAAAACACUUUUGAAACAAAAGAAAACCACAAAAUUGUUGAGGAACAGCAUCAAGGAGGCAAUGAGGUGAAUAAUGAUAAAGAUCCAGAUGAUGGCAGUUGUCAGCGUUGGAGAGAAAGAGCCUUGGAAUUAACGAACGAAGUCGAAGCGUUAAAGCAACGCUUAUGUGUUGUUGAGUUAGAAUUAACUUCGUUUUUUAUUAUUUCAGAGUUAGAAGCUGCAAAACAAAGCGCGUCUAACAAAAGAAGAAAAACAAAGGCGCAACAAACAACCACAAUCACUGAAGGUGAUCAAAGUUCCGCAGUAUCACUAACAUCAACGAAUAAAAAACAAUCUGGGAAAAAUGCAACGACAAAAAGAGGUCCAAAAAGAUUUCAAGAUCCUGAAUCUAAAAUAUUUCAAAAGAUCCCAGGAGCAGAUGAUGCACAUAUAACACCACCUGUUAUAUCAGUCACUGAUUCAUCUUCAUUUUCUCCAUGUUCUGCAAACUCUGGAGCGGUGAUAACACAGACGAUUAUCAAAACGAUUAGUUAUAUGAAUCUAAAGUUGUCAAGUUUAUUAAAAGUGCUUGAAAAUAAUUCAGUAAACAAUAUAAGCAUGCUACAGGCUUAUCCAUUAUGUAUAAAUAGUUUUGAAUCUAUUGUGAAAAAGUUGAUUUUAAAUGAUGCAUUACAAGAUAAUGAUUCCACAAACAACCUCCCUAAUGUUGCAAAUGUCAAAAGUCAAGACCCACGAGAUGCAAUAGCUAAAUUGUUGAUUCACAUUUGUCAUCAUGUUGGUCCACAAUUAAGGGAUGCAGUUUCGUUGGCUGCAGUAAAGGAGUGUCUGCGGCUGGUAUCUGAAGAAUUUGGUAUUAUUGAUGAAAAUCCGUCAAAAUCAUUACAAGAAAAUAAUGAUUCUGCAAUGACUAUACCGAUUUUGUCUACCGAUCAAGCUACUGCAUCAUUAAUGCAGGAUUCUACAUUGUUGACAAAGAAAGAUACUGAAAUUAGAGAUGUUGUGCGUAAGGAUAGUGCUUAUUUUUUAUUAUGGGUUCUUGAAGAAAUCUUGAGUAAAGAAAAUUGUAUUUUGGAUCUAACAAGAAAAGAUGUGCUAACAGGUAUUCAAUUUGCUAACAUUCUUAUUUUGUGUUUAUCUAUGUAA
Racocetra fulgida is the source of this 1218-nucleotide messenger RNA. NCBI's taxonomy places the organism in Eukaryota, Fungi, Glomeromycota, Glomeromycetes, Diversisporales, Gigasporaceae. The record is from the annotation of a GenBank genome assembly.